GGGAACAACGAAAUUGGAGGGCACCGCCGUAAUAGAGUACCCGGGAACAGAUCGGACGAGAGCCUGAAGAAGAUGAGGAGCGAACAAUAGAGAGAGAGAGAGAGAGAGGAAGAUUUUGAAGAAGAUUAAGAAGAGAGAGAGAGGUUUGCGAUGAGUGAAGAAGGCUCGAGCGGAGAAGUGAAGAGGACGGUAAAGGAAGAAGAGAAAUCGGAACAGCAACAAGGGAAAAGAUCUCUCGAGAAAGGAAGAUCGUGCAAAGGCUAUCUCUAUUACUCUUCCACUCUCAAAUCCAAGGCUAAAAACCCUCGCUGCGUUGGAAUCCCUCGUACUCUUCGUCAAGUUCCUGAUUACGUUGUUGGACAAUCUGAAGCUGAAGCCUCUAAAGAAGGGAGGACUUUAGCGGAUUUUUACUAUGGAUGUUUGGGUUAUUCAGUCUACAUGACUGAAAAAGACUCAUCUGCCAUGAAGCAACCUACAAAGACCCAACUUCCCGUUUGUGUUGGCCUUGAGAUACUAGCAGAUAGAAGAUUAGCUUCUAGCACCACUUCAUCUGUUCCAGCCCGUGUUCAAAACAGAAAUGAUUCUCGGGAGUUGCCUCAGCACCAGAACCAGAAACCAGGCCCAGCUCCAGCCCCAGCCCCAGUCACAAACACAGAAAACGGCUUCGUAACCAGGUUCACAAGAAACGCAAACCUGGUAGCAUCAGGGGUGAUGAAGAAUCUGAAGAGAGUGGGUAAUUAUGUCAAAGAGACUGUGGACGAGUCCAUGGACCCAUAUCGAAAGCGACCAAAAUGAAGAAACGUUUUACAUUAAAUUGUGGAGACAAACCAAAAAGAAAAAAGGAUCACAGGUGACAGACGACAAGAUAUGACACACUGUUUUGGAUUCUCAUCUUGAAUUCUCAAAAUAACAAACAACCAAAAAAAUAGCUGCAUUGAUAUCUUAAAGCAGCCUAUGUACUAAAGUGAUUAGCUAUGAGACUACGAGAACAGUAUUGUGCCCACUUUGCUCGUCUAAGUGAGUACAGUUUCACUCCAUAUAAAAA
Eutrema salsugineum is the source of this 1045-nucleotide messenger RNA. RefSeq lists its product as uncharacterized. The coding region runs from base 151 to 795 and encodes 214 amino acids. NCBI's taxonomy places the organism in Eukaryota, Viridiplantae, Streptophyta, Magnoliopsida, Brassicales, Brassicaceae. The record is from RefSeq and is a predicted model, not a curated record. The transcript is spliced from 5 exons.